This is a messenger RNA of Rasamsonia emersonii CBS 393.64, 561 nucleotides long. RefSeq names its product Cytochrome oxidase complex assembly protein. The record is from RefSeq and is a predicted model, not a curated record. The coding region runs from base 1 to 561 and encodes 186 amino acids. The transcript is spliced from 2 exons. Gene Ontology annotation, cellular component: mitochondrial inner membrane. Gene Ontology annotation, biological process: mitochondrial respiratory chain complex IV assembly. Lineage: Eukaryota; Fungi; Ascomycota; Eurotiomycetes; Eurotiales; Trichocomaceae.
AUGGCUUCCUUCAGAAUUCUACGGGGCCCUGCGCGACCGCGACCGGCACCAGUGCUCAGUCGUUAUUCUCGUUGCAAUCAGCGUACCCUCAUCCCCGCUCCAUCCCCGAACUCGGGCCCUCUUCUAGAUCGCCGUCCGGACCGUGAGCUUCCUGCGGUCGAGUCGAAUUGGCGAUGGGCUCGCACGCUUCCUUUCUUUGCAGUCGUUGUGGGGGCUGCGAUGCUCGGUAUAUUCAAUUACCAACGGUCGUCGUCCAGUGUCGUCAGUAGCACAUUAUACGCUCUCCGUACGUCUCCGCGGGCCCGUGAAAUCCUGGGCGACGAGAUCUACUUCGCGCAUAAAAUCCCUUGGAUCAGUGGCGAAAUGGAUCAAUUACACGGGACAAUCGACAUAUCCUUCUGGGUGAAGGGUACGAAAGCCAAAGGCAAGAUGAGAUUCAGGAGUGUGAGGCCGGAUCGAUUGAGCUAUUUCCGCACCGAGGAAUGGAGCCUUGAGACCGAGGACGGAAGAAUUGUGCAUCUCCUCGUGGACAAUGAAGAAGAUCCUUUCAAGGCAGGCUGA